AUGGUGCGACAACCUAAGAAGCUUACGGACUGCCCGGAAAACCUCCGGGAGUCCAUCGACUGGUUGAUCCAGGUUAAGCAUGGGAAUGGUGAUGGCCUUGGGCCUUUGGCUGAGGCUUUGAAAAAGUUGAUUACUGAGGCUAUUACGAAGGCUGAAACGAGUCUUACUGAAAGGCAAAAGGAACUGGAUUGCCAUAAAAAUUUUGAGCAUUGUAAAGCGUUGAAGGAGAAAAUUAACGGAGCCAAAGAUGAUGAAAAAUCUAAGUUACAAUCCAAGUAUAAUGGCCAUUACUCCGAAGUACAUGGGUCUGAGUCUAAAAGAAAGAGUGCUGAGAAGGAUCUUGCUGAGCGUAAGAAGUCCCUUGAAAGUCUCAAAACAUCUCUUAAAAUAUUUACUGAUGAAAAAAAUUCUCAGCCUGUUAAGGAUUUAUUAACAAAUCUCACUGAAGGUUUAGAAAAGUUCCUAGGUUACAACUCUGAUUCCAAAGGCUACGACGGCUCCGGCAUCGUGUACUCGGACCUCGACAGGCUGUGCGACGGGGUGAUGGCGUUCUUGCACGGGGUGCUCAGUGGAGUAAAGGAUGAUGAUGAUGAAGUUUCUUAUUGA
Babesia ovata is the source of this 606-nucleotide messenger RNA. RefSeq lists its product as uncharacterized. The coding region runs from base 1 to 606 and encodes 201 amino acids. NCBI's taxonomy places the organism in Eukaryota, Apicomplexa, Aconoidasida, Piroplasmida, Babesiidae. The transcript has a single exon. The record is from RefSeq and is a predicted model, not a curated record.